AAGUUCCAUCCGUCAAAAAUAACUAAACUCACAAAAAGAAAAACAAAUAAAAUCAACAAGCUCUCUCUAAAUAGUCGCCACAUAAAAAUUUGCACUUAUCUCGACAGCAUUUCAUUUAACUUUAAUUGUUUCUAUUAAAAACACAGCAUCAGCACAAUGUCCCAACCGGUUGCAUUUUUAACUCGUAAAGAAAUAUUCAGUGCUUGUCAUCGUUUGAACAGUAAUCAACUAACUGCAGAAGAAAAUCUAGAAAUCUAUGGAAAAUGCAAUAAUCCCAAUGGCCAUGGACACAAUUACAUUGUGGAAGUUACUGUUCGAGGUCCCAUUGAUGCUCGUACUGGAAUGGUUAUGAAUAUAACUGAUCUCAAAUUUGCAAUGGAUGAUGUUAUUUUCAAACACUUAGACCACAAGAAUCUCGAUAAAGAUGUUGAAUUCUUCGAAAAUAUUCCAAGUACAACGGAAAAUGUAGCAGUAUAUAUUUGGGAUAAUCUACGUCAGAAACUUAAGAAACCAGAACUGUUGUAUGAAGUUAAAAUCUACGAAACUGACAAGAACUCUGUAAUCUAUCGUGGACCAUAUUUCCAAAAUUACAUAUUUGCCAAUGGAAAACGCGAUCAAAAAGAUUCCUGUGCUAAUAUAUCAUCUGACUCGGACUAAAUUGAAUCUUACUUACAUCACCUGACAUUCCUUGAGAUUUUAUGAAACAACACAAAACCUGACUCACCCAACGAAUUUCAUGAAAAAUAAAUAUAGAAAAAGAAUAAAAUUGUAUAAUUAUAAAUUUUGUAAUUAAGUGACUGAUGUUAUUUUGGAAUUUAUUUUCGGACUGAUAAAUUGAAUCUUUAUACUUUUUAUGGUGUGCAGUUUUAUCAUAACAGGGACCAAUAAGAUGAAAAUAUUUUAAUGUUAGCUAAACGUACAAAAUUACCUGCAUUUUGAAAUGUUUUUAAAGACGUAUAUAUUCUAAUGGAUGUUUAAAGUGUAUUGAUAAUACCUACAUAUAAUUAUUUUGAUGAAUUAGUUGUUGUUAUUUGCAAUAAAUUAUGCAACCUACA
This is a messenger RNA of Eupeodes corollae, 1055 nucleotides long. It is a transcript of the gene purple, whose product is annotated as 6-pyruvoyl tetrahydrobiopterin synthase. Gene Ontology annotation, molecular function: 6-pyruvoyltetrahydropterin synthase activity. Gene Ontology annotation, biological process: tetrahydrobiopterin biosynthetic process. The record is from RefSeq and is a predicted model, not a curated record. Bases 157 to 657 code for a protein of 166 amino acids. Gene Ontology annotation, cellular component: mitochondrion. NCBI's taxonomy places the organism in Eukaryota, Metazoa, Arthropoda, Insecta, Diptera, Syrphidae. The transcript has 5 exons.